Fraxinus pennsylvanica is the source of this 651-nucleotide messenger RNA. NCBI's taxonomy places the organism in Eukaryota, Viridiplantae, Streptophyta, Magnoliopsida, Lamiales, Oleaceae. The record is from the annotation of a GenBank genome assembly.
AUGGGAACUUUACAAGUUGAGACUCCUCAUCCCACCACCACUGCCGCCAUCGCCAACCACCACGACUUGAAAGAGCGUGGAUUCAGCAGUGGUGAAGACGAUGACGAGUCACCUAUUGAAGAAGUUCGGCUAACCGUAUCCAACUCCGACGACCCUACCCUACCCGUAUGGACAUUCCGGAUGUGGUUCUUGGGCCUAUUGUCAUGUGGGCUACUAUCAUUUCUCAAUCAAUUCUUCUCCUACCGGACUGAGCCACUUGUCAUCACACAGAUAACUGUUCAAGUUUCCACUCUACCCAUUGGCCACUUCUUGGCUACAACACUGCCUACCACCAAGUUCCGGAUUCCCGGGUUCGGAGCCAGAUUGUUUUCUCUGAACCCGGGUCCGUUUAACUUGAAGGAGCAUGUACUUAUAUGUAUAUUUGCUAAUGCUGGAAGUGCUUUUGGUAAUGGCUCGGCUUAUGCCGUCGGAAUUGUUACCAUUAUUAAGGCUUUUUAUCGUCGGAAAAUAUCGUUCUUGGCCGGUUGGUUGCUUAUCAUCACCACUCAGGUGUUGGGAUAUGGUUGGGCAGGGCUGUUGAGAAAAUACGUAGUUGAGCCUGCUCACAUGUGGUGGCCCAGUACUCUUGUCCAGGUCUCACUUUUUCGGUAA